CUGAGAGGGGGCUGAGAAGGAAGAAGAUAAUUUACAAUAAUUCCUUAUAUUCUCUAAACUCUGAAUCGAGUUAGUUUCAUAAAAGGCCCAUGACCUUUGUCGGCAGCUAAGCUGCCCUCGUCAAAGAUCUCGGUGAGAUCUCCCCUUCUCUGAUCUUGAAUACGUAUAGAUCCCGCAAAGGUGUAUCAUGGCUGUCAAAGGAAAUCCAGGGGAUAACAGGACCCGAAGCUCUGUAUCUAUUAUUAUUGUGGUCGGCUUGUGUUGUUUCUUCUAUUUGCUUGGUGCCUGGCAGAAGAGUGGAUUUGGGAAAGGAGACAGCAUAGCUCUACAAGUCACUAAACAAACGGAUUGUACCCUCUUGCCUAAUCUUAACUUUGAGACACAUCACAGUAAGGAAAGCAUCGCCGAUGACCUCUCCGAUUCAAGUGUUCGGAACUUCGAGCCUUGCGAUGAGAAAUACAAUGAUUAUACUCCUUGCCAAGAUCAAAACCGAGCAAUGACCUUUCCUAGAGAUGACAUGAUCUAUAGAGAGAGGCACUGUCCUCCUGAUGAAGAGAAGCUCUACUGCCUUAUACCAGCACCCAAAGGCUGGGUUAACCCUUUCCCAUGGCCAAAGAGCCGAGACUUUGUUCCUUUCGCAAAUGCUCCCUAUAAGAGUUUGACGAUUGAGAAGGCUAUUCAGAAUUGGGUUCAAUAUGAAGGAAAUGUUUUCAGGUUUCCUGGUGGAGGAACGCAGUUUCCUCAGGGAGCAGAUAAGUAUAUUGAUCAACUGGCAUCGGUUGUCCCAAUUGCUAAUGGCACUGUUAGAACUGCGUUGGAUACUGGUUGUGGGGUUGCAAGCUGGGGUGCGUACCUAUUGAAAAGGAAUGUGAUUGCUAUGUCAUUUGCUCCAAGGGACUCUCAUGAGGCACAGGUUCAAUUUGCACUAGAAAGAGGUGUGCCUGCAGUUAUUGGAGUUCUUGGCUCCAUUCAGCUUCCAUAUCCAUCUAGAGCUUUUGAUAUGGCUCACUGUUCAAGGUGCUUGAUCCCAUGGGGAUCAAAUGAAGGAAGAUACAUGAUGGAGGUUGAUCGGGUCCUAAGGCCUGGCGGGUUUUGGGUGCUUUCUGGUCCUCCCAUUAACUGGAAGUCCCACUACAUGGCAUGGGAACGCACUAAGGAGGACCUUGAGGAAGAGCAGAAAAAGAUUGAAGAAAUAGCAGAACUUCUUUGUUGGGAAAAGUUCUCUGAGAAGGGUGACAUUGCUGUCUGGAGAAAAAGAAUAAAUUCUGAUUCCUGUCCCGGGAGGCAAGAUGAACCCCGGGUCAAAAUAUGUGAAUCGUCAAAUGCUGAUGAUGUCUGGUACAAGAAGAUGGAAACAUGUGUAACUCCUUAUCCUGAGGUUAACAAUCCUGAAGAGGUUGCUGGAGGAUCUCUAAAGACGUUCCCAGAGAGGUUAAAUGCUGUUCCUCCUAGAAUAUCUUCUGGUUCAAUACCAGGGAUCUCAGUGGAGUCAUAUCAUGAAGAUAACAACUUGUGGAAGAAACAUGUUAAAGCUUAUAAAAAUGUCAACAAGUUAAUUGACACUGGAAGAUAUCGGAAUAUAAUGGAUAUGAAUGCAGGAUUGGGUAGUUUUGCUGCAACACUUGAAUCUCCAAAAUUAUGGGUGAUGAAUGUUGUGCCUACUAUCGCCGAAAUAUCCACGCUUGGUGCUAUAUAUGAAAGAGGAUUAAUUGGCAUAUAUCAUGAUUGGUGUGAAGCUUUCUCCACGUACCCGAGAACAUAUGACCUCAUCCAUGCUAAUGCUGUUUUCAGCUUAUACAAGAACAAAUGCAAAAUGGAAGACAUUCUCCUAGAGAUGGACAGGAUCUUGCGGCCAGAAGGUGCAGUUAUAGUCCGAGACAAGGUCGAUGUUCUCAUAAAGGUGAAGAAGCUUGCCGCUGGAAUGAGAUGGAAUACAAAGAUGGCUGAUCAUGAGGACGGCCCUCUUGUGCCCGAAAAGGUUUUGUAUGUCGUAAAGCAAUACUGGGUUGGUGGCAGAAAUGAAACUGCCCAAGGAUGAAGAGAUUUGUCAUUCAAGCAACUGAUGGGACUAAUGUAAAUUGAACAUUCUUAUGCUCUGGAGUUGAAUUAUUUAGGUGGCUUUUCUUUUUCCGGUUUAGUAGUAAUUAACAUCUGGAAGAUAAUUUUGUUUUGUCUUGGAUACGUCUAUGUCUACUGGUGUUGUUCUUAAUAGAGAGACAUGAUUUUUUUUGUGAA
This is a messenger RNA of Asparagus officinalis (garden asparagus), 2235 nucleotides long. RefSeq names its product probable methyltransferase PMT2. Gene Ontology annotation, molecular function: methyltransferase activity. The coding region runs from base 188 to 2038 and encodes 616 amino acids. Gene Ontology annotation, cellular component: trans-Golgi network; endosome; cytoplasm. The transcript is spliced from 7 exons. Lineage: Eukaryota; Viridiplantae; Streptophyta; Magnoliopsida; Asparagales; Asparagaceae. The record is from RefSeq and is a predicted model, not a curated record.